CCCGAUUUGAAUUAGAAUUUUUCAUACCAAUAUCCCACCAUAAAUGUUGAAUAAAUACAAAAGCAUCCAAUUAAAUAAAAAAUAAAAAUAAAAAAACAAACAAAAUGACGAAAACCUUCAAACAAAAUUCCAUCACCAACACAAAUGCUGGCCCCGUCUUCUCUAACCCUAUUGCUCUUCAUCCUCUUGAUCACUUCCAUCCAUGGCCAUCUCGCCCAAGCCCGCAUCUUCAUAUACGCCAGUUGCUCCCAAGAUAAAUACCAACCGAGUUCGCCCUAUGAAACGAACCUCAACUCCCUACUCUCGUCCAUCGUCAGCUCGUCUUCUCAAACACUUUACAACAUGUUCGCUGUCGGGAAUGACACGACGUCGGUUCCACCUGACAGUGCCGUUUACGGCUUGUACCAAUGCCGGGGGGACCUGAAACCGAGGGAUUGCUCCACAUGCAUAGCCGGUUUGAUCGACCAAAUAGAGUUGUUGUCCGUACACCACACCUGUCCGUACACCUACGGCGCGAGCCUGCAGCUCGACGGGUGCUUCGUGACGUACGUGAACACGGAUUUCUUGGGGAAGUUGGACGACAGUUUGAGGUUCAAGAAGUGUAGUGGGAAUGGCGGUAAUGAUGGUGAGUUCCUCAGGCGUAGAGAUGACGUUCUUGCUGACUUGCAAGGGGCGGUGGGUUUUCGGGUCGCCGCCGCUGGGGCUGUCGAGGGUUACGCGCAGUGUCUGGGGGAUUUGGAGGCGGCGGAUUGUUCGGCAUGCCUUGCUGAUGCUGUUAUGAAGGUGAAAAGUUUGUGCGGGUCGGCGGCGGCUGGGGACGUGUUCUUGGGGCAAUGUUAUGUGCGGUAUUGGGAGUCUGGCUACUAUGAUUCUUCUUCAGAUUCCUCCAACCACGACGACGUGGGGAAGACAGUGGCCAUAAUCCUGGGAGUCGUGGCAGGGGUCGCGGUGCUGAUUGUAACUCUAGCUUUUUGCAAAAAGGCCCUCGGUUGACGAAGAAAACCAUAUAUUUGGGCAGGUGCAGAGAUCCUCGGAUUGGACCUGAUGUUGUCUCGAGCCGGAGUUUUGUGGGUGGAAAAAUCUAUGUUUGGAUCUUUUCUGAUCCAAAUAUUGAUUGUGGAAAAGGUUAUUUGUGAACAAGAAAGCUUGUUUUUCCCUUGGACUUAUUUUCUUGAAAAUCGUUUGUUUUAUUCACAAUUCAAUGCAUAUGUUAAAGACUGAUUAAUUAGUUG
This is a messenger RNA of Sesamum indicum (sesame), 1232 nucleotides long. RefSeq names its product plasmodesmata-located protein 8 (gene PDLP8). Lineage: Eukaryota; Viridiplantae; Streptophyta; Magnoliopsida; Lamiales; Pedaliaceae. The record is from RefSeq and is a predicted model, not a curated record. Gene Ontology annotation, cellular component: plasmodesma.